UUUAAACCCUGUAUGCUCUUAAGGCAUCUUUGUGCAUGAUAAUGUCCUGAAGAGAAGGUCCUGUAUCAUUUUUUGUUUGUAUUCCAUUGCUGAGCACACAGUGGAUAUUUAAUGAACAUUUCGUUAACUUACUGUUGUAAAGUCAGGCUUUGUGGGGAUGUUUCUUAUUCUUUCAAUGAGGCUUUUUUUACAUUUCCUGAGGAGGAUUUAAAGAAAGCAAAAAACAAAAAACCAUUACCAUUUUCCAAGUGUGUAAUUGUAGUUGAGAGGUGAAACAGCCAUAUAAAAUAUUUUAAAAUUUUAUGAGUGUAGAAGGUUUGUUGGAUGUGCGAUAACAUUGCAGUUUUGUUCCAGUUAAUAGUCAGGAUGAUUGGUCUCAAGCAGCAGUGGUGACUCUUGGAAGUUAAGAGAAAAUGGAGCUUAAAGUUUAAAGUGUGCAAAGAUUAGAAGACUCUGUUUUUGAGAUUAUGGAACAAUAGCUCCUCCCUAAAGAAUAUGUACACAGGAGAGUGAAUCCCAGCUGUUGUCGAUUGGUGCCCUCUGCACACAUGUCUCACCUGUGAUUUGGAUGGAGUUAGAAGACUGGAGAUAUAAGAACGUUCUUGAAGAAGCCGAGUGCCUACUUGUUGAUGAAUCAGAGAAGAACCAAGAAAGCAAAGACAAUUUUUUGAAUUCAGUUUUGUUCACAUUCAGUAAAAUUCUGACUAUGGAGAGACUCCAUGGUUAUAACAUGAGCUCAAGUCUUAAUCCUACAAGAAAAAAACCCUAUAAAUGUAAAUCAUAUGGGAAGAGUUUGCAGCCUGCUUUAGAUUUAUUUGAUUAUAAUAGAUGUUGUACUGGAGAAAACUCUUAUGAAUGCACUCAGUGUGGGAGAGCCUUCAAAAAGAAGUUUCAUUUCAUUAGACAUGAAAAAAAUCAUACAAGAAAAAAGCCCUUUGAAUGCAACGACUGUGGGAAAGCCUAUAGCAGGAAGGCCCACCUUGCAGCUCAUCAGAAAAUCCAUAAUGGAGAGAGAGCCUUUGCGUGCAGUGAUUGUGGGAAAGCAUUUAUGUACAAAGCACAGCUGGUGGUCCACCAGAGACUUCACACCGGAGAGAAGCCUUACGAGUGCCAUCAGUGUGGGAAGUCAUUCACUUGGAACUCCUCCUUUACCCAACAUGUGAAAUCUCAUACGCUCGAGAACUCAUUUGAAUGUAAGGAAUGUGGGAAAACCUUCAGGUAUAGCUCAUCCCUUUAUAAACAUUCUAGAUUUCAUACAGGAGAGAAGCCCUACCGAUGUAUUGUAUGUGGCAAAGCCUUUGGUAACACAUCUGUGCUUGUGACACAUCAAAGAAUUCACACAGGAGAGAAACCAUAUGAGUGUAUUGAAUGUGGCAAAGCCUUCAUCAAGAAGUCACAUCUCCUUAGACACCAGAUAACUCACACAGGAGAAAAGCCCUACAAAUGUAACAAAUGUGGGAAAGCUUUUUCCCAGAAGUCAAAUCUUAUUGUACAUCAGAAAGUUCAUAUAUAAUAUUCAUGUUGUGGAUAUGACAAAGCCUUAAAUAUUAGAUAAAUCUUAUUAAGUAGAAGAGAAAUUCAUGUUGAGAACUCCACCAAUUUGAAUGGAUUUGGAAGAGUAGAUUCCCAGAAAAAAUAAUCAAUGCCAACCAUGUUCUGGAAGUGAUAACAAAGUGUUUACAGAAAAAGAUCACAGAAAACAUUGAUUUAUAAAUAAUAGAGCAUGAGCUUAAAAAAGUCGCAUAAAUUAAUGAAGGAAUUAGUGAAAACUACAUUUACUAUCCCUGAUUUUUAUAACAAAUUAUUGAAUUAUGCAAAUGUGAGUAUAAAAUGUUUAUGUGUUAAAUUAUAUCUAUUAAGAGCGAAGCACAUACCAUUUUUUCUUCCAAUCCUAAAAACAUGCGAGUGAAAAAAUGUGGUUUAAUAUGAAGUACGAAUUUCAGUAAUAUUUUUAUCCAUUUGCUGGCACUUUUCAUGGGCCGGGCAGUGUUACUGAAUCUCAGUCUCUUUAACUAUAAAACUUGUUAAAAAGAUGUUUUCCUGUGUAUGUAAGCAGCAAAAACAAACAAUAUGCCCGUUGAGAGGGAAAAACAUUUCUGUAUUACAGUAAGUUGAAAUUAAGUAAGUUUGUAAAUAAAACAUUUGCACUUCAAA
Molecule: messenger RNA, 2154 nt
Organism: Hyaena hyaena (striped hyena)
Lineage: Eukaryota; Metazoa; Chordata; Mammalia; Carnivora; Hyaenidae
Gene: ZNF684
Product: zinc finger protein 684
Exons: 3
Coding region: 569-1513 (314 amino acids)
Biological process (GO): negative regulation of transcription by RNA polymerase II
Molecular function (GO): DNA-binding transcription repressor activity, RNA polymerase II-specific
Source: RefSeq, a predicted model, not a curated record